CACGCAGGAAUUCACUGGCCAUCUUGGUGGCAUUCAGCGGCAGUUUCCAUUUACAGUUCUUAGCGCUGCAACAUGAGCAGUGAGCACAUUUCAGACGAAGGCCGGUUAAGUUUUAGCAGAGACACUAAAAAGCGCCGUGUUCCCAGGCAUGGCGGCGCACGAAUGUAAUCCCACCCCUCGGGAAGCCGAGGCAAGACAGCUGCGAGUUUGAGGCCAGGCUGGGCUACACAGGGAAUAAACGUGGUCCCUAGUGCUAAGGGAGCGCACCAGGCUCUUCCUCUGGAUUCUGUGGGUCGCGAAGACAGCUGCUUUCCGGCUUUCAGCUGAUCUCAAAACUAAAAAUACUUAUUUCAGUCUCUGGCCACUGUGGUCAGGAGUGGAAAGCACCCGGCUGCCAGGUGCUGCCCAGCCCGCGGAGCCGACUACGUAGCCCCUCCCUGGCCCUACCUUUGCGGGUCGGAACCACUGCGGUGACGAGCACCACCUGCGCGCGCGGCCUGGGGGCGGCAGGUGGCGGCCCGAUCUCCCGCGCAUCAGGCCCGCCGCAAGCACGGUCGUGGGGCCAGGCAGCCCUGUAGUAAGCGGUUGCAGGUCCCCCUGAGGGUCACGAGUGCUAGGCGAGGAUGCCCCGGGCUCCACGCCGCAAGGCUUUGCUCGAGAUAGCCUUCGUCCCAGGGCUUGGCGGGUCGGUACGAAAUGCAAGCGGGGCUGAGAUGAACCACUGCGCCCAGGAAGGGCAGCCGCGCUCCAGAGAGGCUUCCCUUUCAGCCAAUCGUCAUCGGGCAGGCUUCCCUUCGAACCAAUCACCAGAAGGGUUUCUCUCCAGCCAAUCAUCGCCUGAGGCCCGCCCUUCGCUGCCGGAAGGAGCCUUCAUCCUGGGCAACCACGACAUCCGGUUUUCAGUUUGGCGGCGGGAAACGGCCAUGAGUAAAGGCCGAGCAGAAGCUGCGGCCGGAGCCCCCGGGGUGGUCCUGAGGUACCUGCAGGAACAGAACAGGCCCUAUAGCGCGCAGGACGUGUUCGGAAACCUUCAGCGGGAACACGGGCUGGGCAAGGCGGCGGUGGUGAAGGCGCUGGAACAGCUGGCCCAGCAGGGCAAGAUCCGGGAGAAGACCUACGGCAAGCAGAAGAUCUACUUCGCCGGCCAGGACCAGUUUGACACUGUGAGUGAUGCGGAUCUCCAGACUCUGGAUGCCAAGAUUGUGGCUCUCACUGCGAAGGUGCAGAGCCUGCAGCAGAGCUGCCGCCACCUGGAGGCCGAGCUGAAGGAGCUGACCAGUGCUCUGACCACCCCAGAGAUGCAGCGCGAGAUCGAGCAGCUGAAGGCCCAGUGCGCUGUCUUCACAGAGAGGCUGCAGGGCAUCAAGGGUGCUGCCGCGCAUGUGACCCCUGAGGAGAAGGAACAGGUGAGAGCUGUGGCCAGGGGGCGGGACCAGGGUGAGCAGAGCCCAGCCAAGCCACACUGUCCCCACAGGUGUACCUCGAGCGGCAGCGGGUCUGCAGGGAGUGGCGUGUGCGCAAGAGGAUGCCAGGUCAUCUGUGCCCCUGUCCCCUGCAGGCGACCGAGCUAUGUGAAGCCAUCCUUGAAGGCUACUCGAAGAGCAAGAAGGCAUUGUUUGAGGAGGUGGGCAUUGAGACGGAUGAGGACCACAAUGUGGCGCCCCCAGACCCCUGAGACCUCCGUGGGAGACGUGCCUGCCAGCUUCUCCCGGUUGUCCAUUCCUGGUCUUGGAGCAGAGCAGCAUGGUGCACUCAGCCCAGCAGGGAGGGGACCAUGGGUCCCUGGCCCUGCCAUGUCGCAGUGGUUUGAGCCAGUGAUGCUAGCACCAGCCUUGGAACAAAUGAGGCUGGAGGAACACACCUGAUGUUUAAUUUCAUACAAAAAUGCCGACUUCCCUGUGGGCAGGCAGAGUCCCACCAGCCACCCUGUGGAUAGUCCUUAGGCUCAGGGUGGAAAGGCCUCUGCCCUCGAGCCCUGGGGUGCUGGGGAAACAGGCUGGGUGGUUCGGAGGCAGUUCACUUUCCAAGGUGGUAACCAGCAGAAUUGCAUUGUUGGUAUUUGAAAAAAAUAAGAUUUGCAACAUGCAGCCCUGUGUCCUGCUUGCUUUUGGGGGGAGGCACAAAGGGCUGGGAGGCUGUGCCUACUCCAGAGCCCAGAUCCUGGCCCGGCCCAGCCCCCUUUCAGUAAGUCUGUGUCCUCUCUGGCCACUGCUAAGUGCCCACACCUGAGCUCCCGCCUGGUAGGCUGGAGCAGGUGGAGCUUGUGAACCUCAAGUCCUGGCCCAGGACCUGAAGAUUGGUGAGGCCAAGGCUCUCUACAGGGCCAGCACAGGUCCAGCUGCAUGGUCAGAAAAUAAAUUAGAAGUGUUCAUGAAACAUGCUUCUGCACAGGUGCCAGGCACUGGGCCACCAAGUAGCAGUUAGAGCCCCCCUGGCUGGUGAGGCGGUGUCUGGCCAGGCAGGGGACAGCUGAACUCCAAGGUGCCUGUGGCCUUCAGUAAAGUUGGUUCUUCAGCUGGUGCAAGACACCCAGCACAGUGUCUCGCAGUGUCUGUGGGCAGAGGGAGAUAUGCUCAGGCAGGGUGGCCAAUAGCUCCCUGGGGCUCAGCCCCUACCUUGGAACGCCCCAAGAGGGGCUGGCAGUGCAGGCAAAAAAAACAAAUACAGUUAACUACUGGUGGCAGAAUUUAGGCACCAGCUACAGCUAUUCGCCUUCAAAUUGUCACCGUGACAGCACAUUUAACUUAGCCAGGCUUGGGUGGUGACAGUGGCACACACAUGUGAUCCCUGUACUGGGGAGACUGAAGCAGAAGGAUUGCUGCGAGUCUGCAGCCAGCCAGUACUACACAAGACCAUCUCAAAAAAAAAAAAAAAAAAAACGGAGGGCUGGGGAUUUAGCUCAGCACCAUAAGUGCCUGCUUUGCAAUCAUGUAUGUUGUGAGUUUGAUUCCUGGUACCAAGAAAAAAAAAAAAAUCUUGGGAAGUUGGGUAUGGUGUAGGGCACAUCUGUAAUCCUAACACUGGGAGGCUGAGGCAGGAGGGUCACAAGUUCAAGCCCAGUUCAGGCAAUUUAGCAGGUUGGGGUUCCACCUCCUAGUACUGCAAAUAACAACCAAAACACAUGAAGCAAAAUCUCAGGUCCAAGUCCAAACCUGAGAAAAAGCAGCCAGGCCUCGAAAGGCUGCAGCAGCUGCAGCCACCAUGGAACACAGGGACAGCUGCUCGAGCUGGCCGGGCAGGCCCACAAUCCCACCCCCACCCAGUGCUGGUGCCUGGUGUUUCCACAUGGGCAGGUGCCAAGAGGGAGCGUACCUGGGGCUUGCAGUGCUCCUCGAUCCAGCUGAAGACGCAGGCUGACAGCUCCUGGAAGCUGGCCACGGAGAUGGAGGCGUUGAAGGACUGGAACAGCGAGUCCAUGAUGCCCUGGAACACGUUGAACUUGACCUGGUCGGAGACCUGGUCCUUGCCCUCGUGGGGGUUGUUGCGAUGUGCCUUGACAAUCUGCUCAUAGUUCCUGAAAGCAAGGUGUGGCUCAGCCGCCAGGGGGCGCCCUGGAGCAGGAGGGCACUUCCCAACCACCGGUGGGUGCAGGGCAGGAGUUUCCCCUGGGCCCUAUCUGACGUGAUCUUUGAAGGGGAGCCCUGCGUUCCAGUGGCCCACCCUGAGUAACCCCCUUACACUUUCAUGAUCUUAAGGGCUGUGACAUCCUUUCGGAGCGUGGACACCUCCUCCUCCUGCUUCUUUUUCUCCUUGUGCAGAAACUGGAUGUAGUCGAUGGCUGGGGCAGGAAUAGAAGUGUCAAGCGGGAAGCCUAAGGCAGAGCGGGCCCCCUACCUCCGACCCCCAGCCCAGCCCCUCUGUACUCUUCUGCAGGACGAUGGCCUUGCUGAGCUUCUGGGAGCCAAUGGAGAAGUCCUGCUGCUGGCAGGUGGGGACGAUGGUCUGAAGGUCAUCAUAUCCUCUCUGCAGACACAGUGGGACCCUCAGGAGGGGUUCUGAGGAGGACCUAUGUGUGCCCUCUGAGGGCACAGGGACUCAAAGGGGCCAGUGCCUCCCUGUCACCUUGAUGGCAUCCCUGCGCUUCUGCUCGGCCUGCGUGUGUGCCCGCCGCCGCCGAUCCUUGUAGGACUCCUUGUAGGACUCCUGCUGGUAGUCACUGUCCUCAUCAUCUACAUGCAGAGUGGGGGGCAGGUAAAGUCACCAUGGGACCCUGCCUGGAGGAGACUGGCGCGGGAUGGAAAAUGGCAGAGUCUGACACCGGGGAGGCAGAGCUGGCUCUGGCCUUGGGCUCUGGCUCCGUGGGUGGACAGGAGGCUCCUGUCUGGUAUGGACAUUAUAAGGAUGCAACCUCGUGUGACCCUGCAGCUGUGCUGCUGGCAGAUGCCCACCUGUGUUGGGGACAGAAGAGGCACUGGUGGAGCCGAUGCUAUUAGCCCGGGACACCACGCUCCCUUUGCGGACACUUUCCACAAAAAGCCCUGGAAGAGAGGCACGGUCGCUAAGGAGUCGGCUGGGACCUGUGCACCCUACACGCCGCCGCUGGCUCCCACUUCCUCCACACUAUGCUCCAGUGCCCUCGACCCCAGCGUCCACUCUGCUUCCUGGCCUGCAGGCGAAGCCUGUCACUCGCCAGGGGGAACGCGGGUGGAGGGAGGGACCGCUGUCACCGCCGGUUGCCUCCAGGCUCACGGCAGCGCGGCCCGGUGGUGUUUCGGGCCUCGGCCUAGGCCUCUGUGCUUGGCGGGGCCCCGGGCUCAGCCGCGGACUGUGCUCGGGUGUGGCCACAAGACCUGCAGGCGGCCGUGCCCGGCGUCCCCGCGGCGCGCGGUGGGCACUCACCGGGGUCCAGGCUGGUGUCGCUGAGGGUGCACUCCACCUGCGCACGGGCGGGGGGCGAUUAUCAGGCUGCGCUUGCGCGCUCCCGAGAGCCCUAAGGGAAGGUCGCAGGCCACACCCUGCCCCGCCCCGGGGUCUCCCACAUGGGCGCGCGCAGGAGCAGGGCCCUCUCUACAGCCCCGCGACGCAGAGGGCAGGGAAACUCGAGGGAGCCCCUCGUCGUCCCAAACCCCCACGCGCACGAGCCCGCCGCGCCCUCCCUUCGCGGACGUGCGCGACCCUGGGGCUUGCCUUGACCCAGGGGUCCUCGGGAGAGGCACCAGGCUCUGUCAUCGCGGAUUGACCCCGCCGGACCGGAAGUCCGCACGGUGCGCCCACGUGACCCAACUCUGCCAAUCCGCGAGCCCCAGAUGGGGGCGGGUCGAGGAUAUCGCGCAUGCGCAUUCGGAGGCGCCCAGGCGCUCAGGCUAGCGCCCCUCGUAUCCACGGUGCUGAACCGACUUGGUGUUGCCGGUGAGUGUGAGGCCUCGGCCCCCUCCCCAGACCGGAGAACCUGGGCCUGUGUCACCACUGCUGCAGGCCGGCACACUAGUGCUGGCGGAGGCAGGUAUGGCCCUAAGCGCCUUCCGGCACGGUGCGGGGCAGAAAACAGGCAGCACACGCGGCUCGGGGCGCAUCCACCUUUAAUUCCGUACCGACCUCGCCUCCCCAAUCCGCCAGCGCGCCGCGGACACUGGAGAGGCUCCGAGGCCCGGGCUUCUCCCACUGCCUGGCCUCACGCGGCCCAGCGGGGUGGGGAUAGGUGUGCCUCCGGAGUCCCGCCCGGCCCCGCCAGCGGCGGCUGCUGCCUCCUCGGAUCGGGCUUUCCGGGCCCUCCAGUAGCAGUAGCUCCGGGAGCCACCGUGACCCCACAAGUCACACAGUCAGUGCUAGGUGCGAAGAGUCUCGGGCAGGCGCUUCUGCAGGAGAUCCCAGGCUCGUUCCACCUUCGGACAGCCCAGAUGUUAAAGGAAGGACUGACAAGGUCAGGCAGGCAGCCCCAGACCGCCUUGCCCCACGCGGCCACCACCUGCUACCAACCUGCUGCUGGGUGACCUGCGGCUCCCACAGGGUGCUGAGCACCACGUGGCUCUGCUCCACCAUCCGCUGCCCGCUCAUCUGGCUCUGUAGCCGGCUGUUCGCGGCAGCCUCACUCAGCCCAUCCCGCUCCAUGAUGCGGCGCACAGCCUGGACACAGAUGGGCAGGGUCAGGAGGGUCCAGGUUCUGCCUUGAGAUCUGACCUGCACAUCUGUCCCGGGGGACAGCCUGGGCACAGCCUGUGCGUGCAUACCUCAGUCUCCGGGAUGACCACGGUCCACACCUCGUGCACCAUGUCCUGCCAUCCAGCUUCCAGCAGCACAGCAGCAUCAAUGACACACACCCUCUUCCCUGGGAGAUGGGGGCUGUCACUGCCAGCAGCCUCCCCCAUCCCAGCCCUGGGAAGGCCUACCACAGCCCCACUGCUCACCCUGGGCCACAGCCACGUCCAUCUCUUCUCGUGCCAGCAUGGCCAUCACUGGCCACAUGAUGUCCGUGAGGACCUUCAGCUGCUUCUGUGAGGGACGGAGGGAGCAAGCAGAGGUGAGGGCCCUGAGCUAGAGCCAGCUCAGCAGAUGAAACGGUGCCACUGGUGCUGAGGAGCCCGGGGAGCAGUACUCACCUUGUUCCCGAACACCCGGCUGCCCAGGACCUUCCUGUUGAUGAGUCCAUCUUUAUAGAGAAUGUCUGGCUGACACAGGAGGGGGACAGAGCUCAGGCAAAGCCACUUCCCGGCUUCAAAUCACCUGCAAGCUCCCCUAGUCCUUACCUGUUCCAAAGGCCUCCACCACAGGCUGGUAGGCAGGGCCGCCUGGGGCAUAUGCCCGAUGGCCUAGCUGGUCACUAUCGAUGACAUAUGCCCCCAAGCUCCUCAGCCUCUGAGCUAUAGAGCUCUUCCCAGAGCCGCUGAUGCCCGUCAGGCCAAGCACGUAGAGACAGGCGGGGAGUUCUGGCCUCUUCUGCAGGUGGGUGAUGGGACAUUGGCUCAGGCUUGGGGCCGUAGCCCUCCAGGCAUGAGCAGGAGGCCCAGGGGUGGGGAAGCUUACAUUUGGGGGCCGAAGUAGGGUGCCCAGCAUUCUUUGGCGCAAGCUGGAGGAGCUGACUUUGUCUUCUUCAUUUUCUUUGUGAUUUUGGUCCUUCAGCAGCUGAAUCUGGUACAGGGCCAGCUCCUCCAAUCCCUGUGGGAAACAGGGCAUAAACCCAGACCCCCAACCUGCCCCAGGUUCCUCCAACUCAUCUAGGAUCCCAUCGUCCUAGAUUUUUCCCACCACCCUCCACCCUUGCUGCCCUGCUCCUCCCCUCCCACUCCCCAGCCCAUCUCCCACAGGGGUUACAUGCUCCAGGCGGAAUCGGUUGACGGCCAUCCCCCCACGAUAGGUCUCCUCGCUGACCACCAGGAACUGCAGCAAGGGGUCAGAGCCCGCGGGCCCAUAGGGGUCCAGCAGUGGGAUGAUAUCAAAAUUCAAGGAGGGUUUGAUGUCCACCAAGAACUCACUCAGGUGUUCCACGCGGUCAGCGUAAGUUUGGAGCAGCUCAGGGAGCACCUUGCCUGGGGGAGGAGUGUAGCAGUGAGGUCUUUUUACUGGGGAGCAAGUGUUCCCAAAGACAGAAUGACAGGUGAGGCUGAGUGGCACCUGGUGGGCUGCCAAAGCCGGCCCCGCCCCCGCCCACGGUAACCAUACACAAGCUGCUUUGGGUUCCUGGUCAAAGGGAAGAAUGACAAGAAGGUUCGAGUGGGGAUGAAGGAAACCAACAAGCACUGUGGUUGCUGCAAGGCUGGCCUAUGUCCUGAGAAGCUGCCACACAGUCAUGUCAGAGCCCUGCCAGAGCAUGACAGAUCUGAAACCACAGAGUCCUGGAGUCCCCUCUCUGGCACUCACUGCUCCUACAACUCAUGUUCAUGGACCUGGUGUCUCUAGAGCCCGUGACCUGCAUGAGGUCAAAGUCCAGACUUCUGGGGCACAGAGAACUGUAUCUGCUCCUUUACUAAAGUGUCCUCAGCACUGGCCAGGCGUCAGACAUGAGGACAGAUGGCCAGGGAGUAGUGGCCCUUCUUCCUCGACCCUGCAAGGACGCGGGGAGCUUCUCACUCACUCUUCAACAGGUCCUUGUCCGCCACUCCCACUACCAGCUGCUCCUGGGCCAGGACGCAGGCGACGCUGAGCAGCACUUUGUGCGCGUUGUGCAGGCGGUCGAAGGUGCCACCCACGGCUCCGCGCUGGUAGCCCCGCACGGGCUGCUUUGGGGACCUGGUCACAGGGGACGCAGGCCUGAUGGUGGAGGGCGAGGGGACAUCCAGGGGCUCCGCGGGCAGCUCUCCGGUCCCGUGAUCAGGGCACAGCAGCACGGACGACAGCUGCGGGGCACAGCUGUAACAGCUGGUGGCGUAGCGCUCCAGCUGCUGCUUCACCGGGUUGUACUGGCUACCGUCGCGGGUCUGGAAGUCAGUGAGCACCACCUCGGGCGGGUGUGCCAGGUUCUGCACCGACACAGCGGGCGCGGGCGGCCGGGCGCUCUUGGCCUGCACGUUGGUCAGCAGCACGCGCACGUCCAGGCCGCGGUGGCGAUCGGCGCCCGCGUAGAGCAACGAGAGGACGUCGAGGACCUCGAAGGUUGCGGGCACCUGACCAGGCUGCGGCUGCGGCGGGCUCUCCAGGCUCAGGUCGGGCUGCAGGUGGACGUAGAGCGUGCGGUUCACCAGGCGCGCGGCCGAGCUCAGCAGCGGAGCCAGGCGCGGAGCCAGCGCGGGCAGCGGCGCCGUGAGCACUAGCAGGCCCGAGCGGAAGGCAGCCAUGGUGCCGGGUCUGCAGACAGCCGGGGACAUGGAGCGACAGUGAGUUACGGCGAGCAAGGAGCCCCGGCCCGGAGGAGGGGCGGCGCGGCGAGGAACUCUGGACAGGAACCCGCCUGAGUCACAGCGCCGGGGCCCAUGAGUCCCGGGCGGCCUCGCUCAGCUGCACUGGGGUCCCGGAGGGCGGGAAGGGGGUCCCUACUCUCACCUGACCGCUACUCACCGAGCCCUCCGCGCACCACCCGCGAGACCCGGAAGCACUGUUUCAGGGCUCGCACUACAGAAAAGGAGAAGGGUCAGACCUUUUAAAUGCGGUUCGCAGCGCAACUCUCGCGAGAAGCUUCUUGGGGGUGGAGUGUGGAAGCGUUGAUGAUGCAAAAGGAUAUCUGGGUCCUAGCUCCUUGCCGACUUCCUAGGAAGGCGUGCUAGGGUUACCGAUUCUUGGGCUCCUUUGCAGAGAAAGGACAUUGAGUCCGGCCUGGGCAUCCAGAGCCCUUGAAGUGCUGGAGACGGGGCGCGAGCGUCCCGGAACCCUCGCGGCCGGAGGACAUCACGGGGGCGGAUGUCACAGAGACAACUGAGGCUGGAGCUGGAGUCUCAGGUCUCCGGGUGGUAUGAAGCUAAGCAGCCCGCAGAAAACGUUUCGGGCCAGAUGUGGUGCACGCUGGUGCUUGCAGCUGCUCGGGAGGCCGAGGCAGGAGGAUCACGAAGUCAGAGUCUGGGCAAUAUAGCGAGACCCUCUCCCAAAAUUUACAAUAAACAUUAAAAAGAGCUGGGAUGCA
Molecule: messenger RNA, 9487 nt
Organism: Cavia porcellus (domestic guinea pig)
Lineage: Eukaryota; Metazoa; Chordata; Mammalia; Rodentia; Caviidae
Gene: Psmc3ip
Product: PSMC3 interacting protein
Exons: 7
Coding region: 624-1865 (413 amino acids)
Biological process (GO): homologous chromosome pairing at meiosis; meiotic strand invasion involved in reciprocal meiotic recombination; meiotic joint molecule formation
Cellular component (GO): DNA recombinase auxiliary factor complex; condensed nuclear chromosome
Molecular function (GO): recombinase activator activity; double-stranded DNA binding
Source: RefSeq, a predicted model, not a curated record